Pungitius pungitius (ninespine stickleback) is the source of this 5622-nucleotide messenger RNA. It is a transcript of the gene ppp1r13bb, whose product is annotated as protein phosphatase 1, regulatory subunit 13Bb. Bases 86 to 3727 code for a protein of 1213 amino acids. Gene Ontology annotation, biological process: regulation of apoptotic process. The record is from RefSeq and is a predicted model, not a curated record. Gene Ontology annotation, cellular component: nucleus. The transcript is spliced from 18 exons. NCBI's taxonomy places the organism in Eukaryota, Metazoa, Chordata, Actinopteri, Perciformes, Gasterosteidae. Gene Ontology annotation, molecular function: p53 binding.
GCGCACCGCUGUCGGUUUCGAAAGGCUUCGCUCAGGGAUGGCAUAGCAAUUAAGUUGCGUGGCUGCACGGGGCGCCGUUGCUACGAUGAAGAGGUUUGUGACUAUAGUUUUGCGCAGCCUUGUUAGCAUCUCCAAGGAAAACCCCAUUUGGGCGAAGGAGCACCACCGGCCGCCAAAGAAGGAGAUCAGGAGGAAACGGAGGGCGGCCAAAAGAGCCAAGGCAAUGGGCAGACGCAACUUAGUGAGGGCGAUGAUACUGACGGUGUACCUCAGCGAUGGAGAACAGGCUGCGACCGAGGUGCCCAUCACCCCGGAAACGACGUGCCGCGACGUGGUCGAGUUCUGCAAAGAGCCCGGUGAGAGCGGCUGCCACCUGGCCGAGGUCUGGAGAGGCAACGAGCGAGCGAUCCCCUUCGAGCACAUGAUGUACGAACAUCUACAGAAAUGGGGGCCUCGGAAACAAGAAGUGAAGUUCUUCCUCCGGCACGAAGAUUCCCCGACGGAGAGCAGCGAUCAAGGGAGUCAGCAGUCUCAGGAUCAAACGAGUCGCAGAAGUGGAAGCACUGGAGAGAAGCACAGUGAGAAUGGGGUGGGGAAUCAGCGCGUUGAGCUCACGCUGUCAGAGCUGCAGGAGAUGGCCACCCGGCAGCAGCAGCAAAUCGAGGCUCAGCAGCAGAUGCUCGUCGCAAAGGAGCAACGCUUGCGUUACCUGAAGCAGCAGGAGCGCCGUCAGCAGCAAACCGCGUCGGAGAGCGAGAAACUGCAGAAGCUCAAGGAGCGCGUGGAGAGCCAGGAGGCAAAGCUCAAGAAGAUUCGGGCCAUGAGAGGCCAGGUGGACUACAGCAAGGUCAUCAACGGCAACUUGUCGGCCGAGAUCGAGCAAGUCAGCAGCCUGUUCCAGGAGAAGCAGGCCGAGCUACAGUCGGCGGUUCUGAGGGUGGAGCAGCUCAGCCUGCAGCUGGAGGACCUGCGCAAGGGGAAGCUCAACGGCAUCCAGACCGCCCUGGGCAGCCAAGUCACCGGCGCCGCCGCCCUGGAGCUCCGCAAACUCUACCAGGAGCUUCAGAUCCGGAACAAGCUGAACCAGGAGCAAAACAGCAAGCUGAAGCAACAAAAGGAUCUCCUCAACAAACGCAACAUGGAGGUGACGCUCAUGGACAAGCGCAUCAGCGAGCUGCGGGAACGCCUCUACAAGAGAAAAGCUGAGCUGAACAGAGCCAACGGACCUCCCUCACCCCAGCCGGCUGCCGGUACUCUUGGCCGCGUCGCCGCCGUCGGGCCGUACAUCCAGGUUCCUGUACCGGGUCGACAGGAAGGAGGCUACAACAUGCCACCGGAUCCCCUGAAGCCUCAGACUCUGGGGGUUAACAACCAAGCCAACCACGGCCGCACUAAGUCAGACGGCGUACGCAAGCCUCCCGGCCCCUGGAAGGUGUCCGAUUUAGACAUCGUUGUGGACCCGGUGGCCUCCACGGCAGCCUCCUCAGGCUCUGACGGCGCGUCCCGAUUACAAAUGUUCCUCAUGCUCACGUUCUUGAAGCCACCCAUAUUCCACUUCAUGUGGUUCAUCGCAUUCAUCAAGUCACAUCUUUUCAAAUGUAAUUGGUCAAUUGUUUUGACCUACCUGAUGUGUGGAUGUGCUUCAAUCACUCGUCGCUCACUGUGUCCCGUUUGUUCCCCAGCCAAUGAUUCAGGUUGGCCUACUUUAGGAAAGACCAACACAUCUCUAAAGCCCCCUGAGAGACGGGACUCUGACACCCAGGGCAAGAGCCCCCCCUCAGGCUCCCCCGUCGCUGCGGGCGCAGAAAAGGUGCUAGACGCCAAAAAGGCUGCGUCCUCCCCCGCCGUCUCCAAGCCACAGCCGCCCCCCUACGGCUCCCACCUCACCUCCGCGCACUCGGCCAGCUCCUUGGAGCGGCGCAAGGACGUGCCCCCUCCCCGCCCGCUCCCCAACCCGCCGGCUCCCGCUUGGCCCCGCGUCGCCCCCUCCACGGGCUCCUCCUCCCAGCAGAUCCAGCAGCGGAUCUCUGUGCCGCCAAGUCCCACCUUCCAGCCCAACGCGCCGCUGUUCCCGCCCGGGCUGAGCGAGCGGCUGGAGGGGGCCCCGCCCGCCGUGGCGGUACGCCCCUUCAUCCCAGACAGAGGGUCGCGGCCUCAGUCGCCCCGGAAGGGCCCACCCACCAUGAACUCGAGCUCCAUCUACCACAUGUACCUCCAGCAGGCAGCGCCAAAGAGCCAGCCGCUCAAGUCCGCGCUCAAAGCCGUAUAUGGGAAGCCCGUCCUGAACCCCAGCUCGACUCCGCCCUCGCCUCUGCCUUUCGUCCAGGCGGGAGGGGCCUUCCCAUUGCUCCAAGGCCCCGCCGGCGGCGAGGAUGCUCUGGACGGGGAAUUUGAUGUCCCUGAUUUCUUCCAGCACCCGGAGCCGUUGGCGCCUCCUCCCAGCGUGGAGAACAUCCCUCGACCGCUCAGCCCCACCAAGCUGACGCCCAUGGUGCACUCCCCGCUGCGCUACCAAAGUGACGCCGACCUGGAGGUGGUCCGCAAAAAGCUGGCCAACGCGCCGAGGCCACUCAAGAAGCGCAGCUCCAUCACGGAGCCGGAGGGGCCGAGCGGGCCCAACAUCCAGAAACUGCUCUACCAGAGAUUCAACACUCUAGCGGGGGGCAUCGAGGGGAACGGAGUCAGCGGGUCCGGCGGCGGCGGCGGUAGCGGAACGCCGUUUUAUCAGCCGGCCAACCCUCCCGUGUAUCAAGGAGGCGACGCUGUGACCGACAAAGACAACGGUAACCUCCCCCCGGAAACGACAGCGACGCCGGGGGCGGAGCAGCCGGGCUUGGAGGCUCCACCUCCAUCCACGGACGGCAACGACAACGAGCCGCCGGAGAUGGAUCCCGCCGAGGAGGAGGAGGAGGAGGAGGAGGAGGAGGAAGACGACGACGACGACAAUAACAACAACAACGCGGGAGGCUCGGAGUCGUCGCCGCCGAGCCCCGUGCUGCAGGCGUCCACGCCGGAGGAGAGCGGCGCGCUGGUCUCGCAGCCCCUGGACAAGCGCACCAACCUGAAGAAGCCCAACUCGGAGCGCACGGGCCACGGCUUCAGGGUGAAGUUCAACCCGCUGGCCCUCCUGCUGGAUGCCUCGUUGGAGGGAGAGUUCGACCUCGUCCAGAGGAUCAUCUAUGAGGUGGAAAACCCUAGCACCGCCAACGACGAGGGCAUCACGCCCCUGCACAACGCCGUGUGUGCGGGACACCACCACAUAGUCAAGUUCCUGCUGGAUUUUGGUGUGAAUGUCAACGCUGCAGACAGCGACGGAUGGACUCCGCUUCACUGCGCCGCCUCUUGCAACAGCGUUCAUCUCUGCAAGCUGUUGGUGGAGUCGGGGGCGGCCAUCUUUGCCAGCACCAUUAGUGACGUGGAGACGGCUGCAGAUAAAUGCGAGGAAAUGGAAGAGGGUUACAUCCAGUGCUCCCAGUUUCUAUACGGUGUUCAGGAGAAGAUGGGUGUCAUGAACAAGGGCACCGUGUACGCUCUGUGGGACUACAAAGCUCAGAACCAGGACGAGCUGGCGUUCGGCGAGGGGGACGCCAUCACCAUUCUGCGCCGACAGGACGACAGUGAGACCGAGUGGUGGUGGGCGCAGCUGGAGGACAACGAGGGCUACGUACCACGCAACCUGCUGGGGCUCUAUCCAAGGAUCAAGCCUCGUCAGCGCUCUCUGGCAUAGUGUCUCACUCCACCGACCUCUGGCCAUCAGCUCAACCAGUGACAGAACCCCAGGAGCCGAGAACAAAGGGGCCCGGUGCUCUGCCUGCUCGCCGUGGCCACAACCUUCCCAGAACCUUCCCAGAACCCUUCUUUUUUUUUUUUUUAUUUCUCUCUCCGAUGCAGCGGGCAAUAAACUCUGACACAAACACACACACACACACACACUGCCAUAGGCGACACACAUACACAAGCAAAGGCCAAAUCUGUUACGCCUGAUCCCGUUUUCUCCCCCCCCCCCCCCCCCCCCAGUCUAGUGCUCUGUCGCCGCCCCAACGCGAGUUUCCCCGAGUCAGCGUCGGCUCCGUGUCCGUCGUCGACGAGAAGAAUAAAACACUAACCCGUGUCUCAGUACUUCCUCGCAGUGAUCACACUCAUCCGGCCGUGCGCUCUGUGGUGGCACGAAAAAAACAAACUAACAGAAAAAAAACGUGCUCUGAUUUUGCUGAAGUCUAACCACCAAAAGAUGAAUAUAGAUUUGACAAUCACCCUCCAAUCAUUAACGAACAGCUGCCAGGGGUUAACAUCCAUCUUGAUAUUGUCAUGAUUAAGAAUGGAAAAUGUUGUGAAUCCAAAGUGUUAACUACACAGGGCUACUCGGAACAAAUCACACAUAUUAAAGAUGAAUAUAAAUUAUCAGCACACGUCAUUUGAAGACUUGUUUUUUUUAUUUUUCAUUCAGCGUCAUCUGUUGAUGCAAGGUAGUCCAGUUUUUCUGUUAAAUGGGAUUCCAAGAUCUAUUAAGCGUGUGUGGAAAUACAGAAUUUUUAUGUGUGGUCGUCUGAUCUCUGAAAUGCUGCAGUUUUCAAAAGGAUACUUUGAUGCAAAUGGUUGACAGGAUAUAUUUUGCUUUACCAAAAAAAAGGUGGAUUUAGAAGCUGUGACUGCCCAACAUCUGUAGGUUGUUUUUGUAUAACGGUGCAAGUGUAAAAUAUAUCUUACUUAAAGUAUUGUUGCAUUUAGGGAUUUCACAGUGGUUUCACUGGAAAGAACGGCUCCUCAGAGACCGCAACACAAUAGUUUGCUGUAAUAGUUUAAAGUCAAUAACCGUAUAGUGUUUUCCAACAUAUCAGUUAGUUCUCACUUUUGAAGAUUCAUGCAUUUGUUUUUCCUGACUUCUGGCACCUGAUUAGAUCUACAAUUAAAUUCGACAACAUGGCAAGACCAUGAAAUGGACAAAGUGCAAGAAAAUGAAGGAAGUCUGGACACCCUGACUUCAUCCCUGGAACCCUUACACAACUUUGUUUACCACGUUACACAAAGUAAACACUGCAUAUCAAUGACCUAGUUAUUUCCCUGCUAGCUGCUGAGUGUGUCUCUGGUCGUCUAAUGUUGACAAACCCCACUUUAAACACUUAAUCUCAGGACCAUCAUGGUGCUGCUGACACUGUUCCACCACUAAACUAGUGAUCAUAUUUAUAUUUUCUAUCCACCAAACUUCUCCAUUUUAGUAGCGUACCAAACCUACGUACAACACGCUACAAAAUUGGAAGAAGAAAAAAAAGAUCUGACGGGUAAAAAAAGUGAUAGAUGAAGAGAACGUUUUAUUUAUUUUUUUUGUCUUUAAUGUGAAUCCCGGGUUCUCUUCCUCCAGCGGCCCCCUCUCCUUCAGGUAUUCACCAUUCCAGUAACACUCACACGUGCGUUAUGUGUAACACAAUGUCUCACCACUUAAAAGUCCUUCAACCUGUUCUGAACCUCGAGUGAUUGAGUGUGAUGCCAAGUGUGCGAGCUCCGCCACGGCUUGAUCUGUACAUAGUGUGAGGAGAUUUGGUCUGUGUGGGCUUUCUGUGCAAACGCAGUACUCACAGGUUGAAUUGUGUAAAUGUGAAUAAUAAAACGGAAGCUCUGGCAUGA